AUGACCUCGAUCCCUCCUCAGAAGCAAGGCCUUCAAGGACAGAGCGCUUCCUCUGAUACCCCCGCGAACACUUCCUCUUCGUCGCCCGCGCCGCCGGCCAACCGGUCGUCCUACGCCAACGCCACCAGAAAGUCCGCGACGGACUCGACCGCCGCGCCCGUCACCGUGGGUGGCUCUUCGCAACAUGGGCAGUCGACCUCAGCAUCUUCUGUGAGCGGCAAACCCAUGCAACAACAAACAAAUACCACCUCUUCCACCUCCCCCGGCGUCACCAUCGUCAAUGGCGCUCCCGCUUCCCAGCAGCAGCAGCAGCAGGGCGACCACUCUCGCAAACCCUCCGUGACCAUCACCUCCGCCGGUACUUCGGGGGGCUUCCCCAACGGGGCCCCUUCCAGUCGUCCCAACAGCUUGCAGUUCGGUUUUGCCAACCAGCAGACUUCCCCCAUGGGCAAUCCUGCUGUUUUGGCCGGCCAGCCGCAGUCCGGGUUGGGUGUGUCGCCUUCCAUGAACCCCCGCGUUACCUCGCCUCAGACCUCUCCGUCACCUAUCCCUCAGCCGGCUUCUAGUGGUGGUCGCCCUCCUCCGUCGUCUUACCAGUCGCAGGGAAAUGUUCCGAACUUUGGCAGCUUUGGUGAUGCCGGUGACGCAAACCGCCCGCAAGCCCCCCUUGGUCCCGGCCCUCAAUCGACUCAUCUCCGUCGCGAAUCCUCUCAGUCUACGCAUAGCGAUAUGAGCAACCAGAUGGGUGGCGCUCCCGCUGGUCCCGGCCGUGGUGGCUAUGGUGGCCGUGGCCGCGGAUACUCGCAGUCGGGCUAUCAGGGUCAGAUGCCCUACUCGCCGGGCCCAAACUUCCGUACGCCCAACCAGCCUCGCGGCGGACCCAACAUGGGCCCACAGUUCCAACAGGGCCGUCCGCUCGCCCCGUUCCCCAAUUCGCCACACCAGGCCAGCCGCAGCCCAGCUCUGGCCAACGCUCAUCCCACGACUCCCCAGAUGAACCAGGUCCCCAUGGCUCCUCCCCAGAUGCCUCCUCAGCCGUUCGCCUACGGUCAGCACAUGGCUCCCCAACCUGCUUACCCCCAUGCCUACGAUCCCAACUACGCCUACUACAACCCUGCCGCUUAUGGCAUGGGUCAGAUGCAGUACAUGACUCCUCCGUCGCCGCAACCGCGCCCCGGUAUGCCCUUUAACCCCCAGGCUCCGUACAUGCAGAACCAGUACCCGCCACAACCCCCCACCCAGGCGACUCCUCUGUCUCGUACGCCAUCGCAGGUGUCCAACGACCGUCCCAACUCGAGCCUCGGCCAGCCUCAGCCCCCGGCUGGUCCCCCCGGCGCCGGCCACGCUCACAACGCCAGCCGCUCGUCCAACAGUCCCGCCCCCAGCAAGCCGCAGUUCGUUCUUCCCUCGACGAAGAGGAGCCCCAUCGUCAUCAAGGACCCUGGCAGUGGUGCCGUCAAGACCUUCGACAGCAAGGGUCCCGGCUCUCCCGCUCGUGGUACCCCUUCGCCCGUGAAGAUGGCCACUCCUACUUCCACCCCUCCUCCUCGUUCCAACAACGGUCCCGAGCACCAGCGAUCGGAUAGCAAGGCCACCAAAACGGACGAAGAGAAGAAGAAGGAACUGAGAGACGCCGUCCGUCAGAAGAUCGAGCAGGACGAGGCCGAGCAGCGCCGCAAGGAAGACGAAGAGCGCAAGAAGAAAGAGGACGAGGAAGCCGCCCAGAAGAAGAAGGCUGAAGAAGAGGAAGCUGCGAAGAAGAAGGCUGCCGAGGAUGAGGAAGCCGCUCGCAAGGCCAUGGAAGACAUGAGCCUGAAGGAUAACAAGGACGAGAAGAAGGAUGAAGUAGCAGCCAAGCCGGCUGAAGAGCCCAAGCAGGCCCCUGCACCGCCCGCUGAUGAUGAUGACAUUGACUUUGAUGCCAUCGAGCGGGAGAUGGCAGAGAUCGAGGCUAAGGAAGCUGCCGCAGAAGCCGACUACUACGCCAAGAAGCAGCGCGAGAAGGAAGAGAAGGAGCGCAAGGAGAAGGAGGAGCUUGAAGCUUACGAGGCCAACAUGAAGAAUGCUGAACGCGAGGCUGAGGCUCUCGAAGAGGAGCGUGAGAAGAAGCGCGAGGCCGCCGAGAAGAAGACCGAGCCCAGCACUCCUGCUGAGAGUAGUGCCUCGACUCCCAUCUCCGACGUGUCCAUGGGCCCGCCUGGCAAGCCCGCCAGUGCCGCCAAGAAGCCCGCUGCGCUCAAGCUCGAGACCAGCAAGGCUGUCGAGCCUCCUCAACCCAGCGCAGCCAUGAAGGCUCUGCACACAGCCCGCUUCGUGGUCGACCUGAGUAAGAUCUCCUACCCUUCGUCGGUCGCCUCUCCAAACCCAGCUCUGAACGCCAACGCGCCCGCGGAUCGCAAGUUCCACUACAACAAAGAAUUCUUGCUGCAGUUCCAGGCCGUCUUCAAGGAGAAGCCGUCCGUCGACUGGGAUUCUCGCGUUCGCGAGACUGUGGGCGACACCGACUCGUCGCGUCCUCAGUCCGCACGCACACCUAUGACCAGCCGCACUCCUUCUCGCACGGGAGGCAUGCCUCAACCGUUCCAGAUGGGAACAUUCGGCGCCCCGAACCGUCACAGCUUGCCUCCGAACACCGACCGCAUUGCCAUUGCCAACGCUGCCCGCACUGCUUCGAUGAACAACCCAUUCGGCCAGUUCGGUCGUCCCGGUGGCAUGGGCAUGGGUCCUAUCGGUGGACGCGCCAGCUCCUCCGGCAUGCCUGGCUCGCCUCGUGUGGGCUCCAACCGCACCAACACCCGCAACAACAGCAAGCGUGCUGAGAAGCACCAGGCCAAGAAGGAAGAAGAGAUGGCCAAGAGCAUGCCGCUCACCGCCAGCAUGGAAGUCAAGCCCCUGCAGGUUUCCGGCACUGGCUGGAAGCCUCGCAGUCUUGCACAGCCUGCCGGCGCUCAGGCUGCCCCCGCCCACAUGCCUCCGGACAUGGUGCAGCGUAAGGUCAAGGCUGCUCUGAACAAGAUGACCCCCGAGAACUUCGAGCGUAUCGCCGGCCAGAUCCUGGAGAUCGUGUCGCAGUCCAAGGCAGAAAACGAUGGCCGUACCCUGCGGCAAGUCAUUCAGCUCACCUUCGAGAAGGCCACCGACGAAGCCCACUGGGCGUCCAUCUACGCCAAGUUCUGCAAGCGCAUGCUUGAGACCAUGAGCCCCGAGAUUCAGGACGAGAGCAUCCGCGACAAGACCGGCGCCGUUGUCACCGGUGGCAGUCUCUUCCGCAAGUACCUGCUCAACCGUUGUCAAGAGGAAUUCGAGCGUGGCUGGAAGGUCAACCUGCCGCCGAAGCCCGAGGGCGAGACCGAAGAAGCCGCCAUGAUGUCCGACGAGUACUACGCUGCCGCCGCUGCCAAGCGUCGUGGUCUUGGUCUCGUCAAGUUCAUUGGUGAGCUGUACAAGCUGGGUAUGUUGACAGAGCGUAUUAUGCACGAGUGUGUUAAGAAGCUUGUCGACUACGAGGGUAUGCCUGAUGAAGCUGAGGUUGAGAGUUUGACCAGUCUCUUGCGUACCAUUGGUGCUAGCUUGGAUGUUUCUGAGAGGGGACACGCCUUGAUGGAUGUCUACUUCAGUCGCAUCCAGAUGAUGAUGGAGACUGAGGGUCUACCUAGUCGUAUCCGGUUCAUGCUUAUGGAUGUUAUCGAUCUGCGCAAGGCCAACUGGAUGUCCAAGGACGCCGACAAGGGUCCCAAGACCAUCCAACAGAUUCGUGAAGAAGCCGCCCGCGCUCAGCAAGCAGCCGAGAUGGAGCGCAUGCGCCAGCAAGCUUCUCGUGGUGGCGGUGGCCGUCCCCCGAUUGGCCGCGGAGAUGCUCGCAACUUCUCUGGAUACGGUCAGCAAGCUCCUCCUCCGGACUUUGCUUCUAGCAAGGUCGGUAGCGAUGAUCUGCGUCGUCUGCGCACGGGCCGGACUGCCAACCAGCCCAUGUCGUUCGGACCGUCUAGCAUGCUGGGCUCGCGCAGCAACAGCCGUCGGAACCUAGGCCCCGGUGGCAACUUGGUCCGUGGUAGUGAAGACAGCGCGGCCAGCAGCCGUACCGGCACUCCUCCGGCCGGCAAGAAGGAGGACAAGGAGGCUGCUUCUUCGAUCAACGCUUUCAGUGCUCUCGCCAGCUUGGAAGACCGUGACAACUUGGCUACCUCUCCUCCGUCGAACCCUACGUCACCUAUGCUCACCAAGGCUCAACCCACAGCUGGCCAACCGGCAAACCCUCCGUCCAAGGACGGCGAAGCAUCAUAG
Aspergillus chevalieri is the source of this 4284-nucleotide messenger RNA. Its product is annotated as putative eukaryotic translation initiation factor subunit eIF-4F. The coding region runs from base 1 to 4284 and encodes 1427 amino acids. The transcript is spliced from 5 exons. The record is from RefSeq and is a predicted model, not a curated record. Gene Ontology annotation, molecular function: translation initiation factor activity; mRNA binding; protein binding. Lineage: Eukaryota; Fungi; Ascomycota; Eurotiomycetes; Eurotiales; Aspergillaceae. Gene Ontology annotation, cellular component: eukaryotic translation initiation factor 4F complex.